This is a messenger RNA of Menidia menidia (Atlantic silverside), 906 nucleotides long. NCBI's taxonomy places the organism in Eukaryota, Metazoa, Chordata, Actinopteri, Atheriniformes, Atherinopsidae. The record is from the annotation of a GenBank genome assembly.
CGUUUUCGUUCAAUUUGACCGAAGUGAGCAUCCGUAAGGAGGAGCAAACGUUGCCUUAGCAACGGCUACAUUCGGAUAAGCAAUUAGCAGAAUUUGUGGGAUGAUAUUUUUCAUCAUGAUGCAAGGAAAACGCGUGGAAUCUUCCUGAAUUGUGUCCCGAUGGCUGCAAACAACCCUUCCGUCUUCCUCCUCACGGUGAACGGGCAGAUUGAGGGGGCCAACUUUCCGGAGUAUGACAGCCUGUACUGCAAAUAUUGUUACGUUUACGGUCACGACUGGGCCCCGACCACGGGUUUGGAGGAAGGCAUUACGCAAAUAACCUGUAAAAGCAGUCAUUCAAACAAGCUGAUAUGGAACUUUCCAUUGGAGACGACAUUUAAGAGCACAAAUCCAUCUGGUUGGCCUCAGCUUGUGGUGAGUGUUUACGGACCAGAUGUGUUUGGAAACGACGUGGUGAGAGGCUAUGGAGCAACACACAUCCCCUUCACACCUGGACAACAUACCAGAACCAUUCCCAUGUUUGUUCCUGAGCCCACAUGGAGACUUCAGAAGUUUACAGGAUGGUUAUUGGGUCGGCGGCCCGAGUACACGGACCCUAAAGUGGUGGCGCAGGGAGAAGGCAGAGAAGUGACGAGGGUUCGUUCCCAAGGCUUUGUGACGGUGUCUUUCCACAUCAUGACCAAAGACAUGAGGAAGAUGGGCUACGACACGGGAUCGUCCACCAUCAAGUCCGUCACAUCUGACUGGUCGACAGAAGAACAACCUUUCUUAUAAUGACGACUGACCUGCUUCUUUUGGAUUGUUCUGCUCACAAAUCUAUUCACUCUCCCAUCUGACUUUUUACCGAUUUUUUUAAAAGCCUCUUUUUGUAAUAAAAUGUGACUCUAAAUGUGCACGUUUGGCUGC